UCCUCCUGCUUUGCUCGUAUAAAUAAUAACAACCUAAGUCUGAGCUAGCAUGUGGAGACGGUAUCUGCCAGACAAGUAGCACGUUUUACACACAUUUAAAACAGUCCGUUUGCUGAAUACAUUAUUGGCUUGCUGUAUAAGCAAAGAGAAAACACAGGUACAAGCAGCAGUAUGUCGGUCGACAGCGUGUUUAGGACCCGCUCUCUCGGUGUUGCCGCCGAGGGUCUCCCUGAUCAAUAUGCCGACGGCAAAGCAGCGAAAGUCUGGGAGCUGUACAUCGGAGACACGCAGAGUAGGACGCAGGAGUACAAAAGCUGGGUGGUGUCCUUGCUGAGAGAGCAAGGGGUGCGAAGAGUGCUGGAUGUAGCCUGCGGAACAGGGGUUGACUCUAUUAUGUUGGUGGAGGAGGGGUUUAAUAUGAUGAGCGUGGAUGCCAGUGACAAAAUGCUCAAGUAUGCACUGAAAUCAAGAUGGGAGAGAAGAAAAGAGCCAGCUUUUGAUCAGUGGGUUAUUGAAGAGGCCAACUGGCUGACGUUACCAGAAGAUAUUCAGAAACCAGGGGAUGGCUUUGAUGCUGUCAUCUGCCUUGGCAACUCAUUCGCCCAUUUACCAGACUUUAAAGGGGACCAGAGCGACCAAAAGUUGGCCCUUCAGAACAUUGCCAGUAUGGUCAGACCAGGUGGGAUCCUCAUCAUUGACCACCGUAACUACGACUACAUCCUGGAGACUGGGCGAGCGCCACAAGGCAAAAACAUCUACUACAAGAGUGAUCUAACUCAGGACAUCUCCACCUCUGUGCUGUGGGUCAACAGUAAACCUCAUAUGAUUACUCUGGACUACACUAUCCACGUGCCCCAGGCCGCCCUGCAGAACCUUCCUGAAGUCAGUAAAUUCCGUCUGUCUUACUACCCUCACCGUCUGGAGAGCUUCAAAGGGCUGCUGAACGAGGCGUUCAAUGGCAAAAUGGAGCACAACGUCUUUGGAGAUUUCAAGACGUACAUCCCAGGCCAGAGCCAGCCUCCCUGCUACUUCAUCCACGUCUGUAAGAAGACAGCCUAAGAGCCCUGCCAACCAACUCACAGCACACACACACACACACACACACACACACACACACACACACACAC
Lates calcarifer (barramundi perch) is the source of this 1127-nucleotide messenger RNA. RefSeq names its product glycine N-methyltransferase (gene gnmt). NCBI's taxonomy places the organism in Eukaryota, Metazoa, Chordata, Actinopteri, Centropomidae. The coding region runs from base 172 to 1059 and encodes 295 amino acids. Gene Ontology annotation, cellular component: cytosol. Gene Ontology annotation, biological process: regulation of gluconeogenesis; one-carbon metabolic process; protein homotetramerization. Gene Ontology annotation, molecular function: glycine N-methyltransferase activity; S-adenosyl-L-methionine binding; glycine binding. The record is from RefSeq and is a predicted model, not a curated record. The transcript has 6 exons.